Amorphotheca resinae ATCC 22711 is the source of this 1689-nucleotide messenger RNA. RefSeq lists its product as hypothetical. NCBI's taxonomy places the organism in Eukaryota, Fungi, Ascomycota, Leotiomycetes, Helotiales, Amorphothecaceae. The transcript has 3 exons. Gene Ontology annotation, cellular component: nucleus. The record is from RefSeq and is a predicted model, not a curated record. Gene Ontology annotation, molecular function: DNA-binding transcription factor activity, RNA polymerase II-specific; transcription cis-regulatory region binding; zinc ion binding. Bases 1 to 1689 code for a protein of 562 amino acids. Gene Ontology annotation, biological process: positive regulation of transcription by RNA polymerase II.
AUGACGACCAUCACCUCGGCGGCGUCCUCAUGCACAGAUCCAUGGAGUUCGUCGGGCUUUGUAGAGGACCAGGAGCUCGAUAGCGGGGAUCUCGAUGGACAUAUGCCCACGAUGAAGCUGGAGCCCGAUGACGAUGUGAAGAUGCCAGAUAUACGGAUAAGAGAGGGGCCAGUAAGGGAAGCACCAUCUACUAUCAAUCAAACACCACUCGUCGCAAAGCGCCCACGAGGCCGGCCACGGAAGUAUCCCAAACUCUCCCCAGAGUCAAUGGCGAAAGUUGGGAAGGGACGAUCAAAAACUGGAUGCAUUACCUGCAGGAAACGAAAAAAGAAAUGUGAUGAGAGGAAACCUGGCUGUAUGAACUGUGAGAAGAACGCCAUUGAUUGCGAAGGCUACCGUGAAAAGACGAUCUGGAAGAGUGGGAAGGAGAGGGCUGAAGAAGCCCGUCUACGCAGCGUGAGCCUGCCUAACAUCAAAUUACCGGCCAUGAUCAAUGGUGUCGAGACAGCCGGCGACAUGAUGUUCUUCGAGCAUUAUAUCUUCAGACUGAGUUCCAUCUUCACGGUCGAAGGCGAACAGAACAAUGCCUUCAAGUGUAUGCUGCUGCCAAUGGCGGUCCAGCAUCCAGGCCUGAUGCAUUCGAUCCUCGCGCUCUCGAGCAAACACAUCGAUUACCGCUCUUCAUACGGUAUAAAGUUUCUAAAGGACCAUCCCGAAGUGGACAUUGAGACCCUCGAGAGGCGUUCUCUAUUCCACCAGCAUGAGGCGCUGAAUGAAUUGAACGCAGAUAUCGAACGCCAGAAGAAAGGAGACAAGCCCAACGUGACGCUCCCCGCUACAUUUGGCCAGAUGCUCUGCCUCGUCCUAGAAACGCUCUCUGAUCCAAAUCCCAAAGGUCUUCACCGAGUUCAUCUGGAGGCAUACCAGAGUCUAGUCAAGGAGUGUCCGCCAGAGGACGGCGAGUUCCAGAAAUUUAUCCAUGAGUUCUUCCAAUACCACAUCUGCGCCGACGAGCUCAUUGCUCUACCCGCAGACCGCGUACGCCUGAGUGCCACGUGCGAUGACUGGAACCUGCCUACGACCAUUGUUCAGCCUGAUGCGGUCCGCCUCCUCGGCGUUUCGGACGGCCUCUUUCUCUACAUGUCCAAGAUAACCAACAUCCGCAAUGAGGUGCGGGAGAACCUCCAGAACGGUAUCGAUCCGCCUGUAGGCUACAACGCCCUCUACGCCGCCGCCCUGAUUGAUGCUGGAAUCCGGGAAUGGAAACCCGUUUGGCCAGCUGGCGACUCGCGCGACCGUGCCGGCCUCCUCUACAAGCAGAUGAUGUGGGUGUAUCUCUGGCGCACCAUCCACCCGCCCCGCUGCUCGUCCUGGGAGCCAAACGCCAAGAUCACCGAGGCGGUCAAUGACGGCAUCAAGAUCCUCUCUUCCUUUGACCCGCGUGAUCCCAGCCAGACGCUGAUCUUGGCACCGGCGUUCGUGCUAGGCUGCGCGGCCUUCGAGCCCGCACAGCGCGAGCCCAUCCGCAAGGCCAUCGGCGUCGUCAAGGCGUACAUGGAAUACCGCAAUUCCGACACAGCCCUCGAGGUCCUCGAGGAGGUAUGGCGGCUCAUGGAUGCCAAGGAUGAGCGGAGCUGGGACUGGCAGACCAUUGCGCAUGGGAUGGGGAUGGAUUUCCUGGCUACAUGA